GUGAUUGACGGCGUUGGGGGAAGGAAACGUAAUGAAGUUAGGGUGAAGCGUAUCAUAGUGAGAACCAGCGCCCUGUGUAGCUUUGUAGUCUAUUGACGCCUUGUGUAGUGUGAGCCUGAUACAAACCAAUCAUGGUUAGAAAAGAUCCGAAUAAGCCUCGGGGCAAAAUGUCCUCGUAUGCCUAUUUUGUGCAGACUUGUCGUGAGGAGCACAAGAAGAAACAUCCGGAAGCCAGUGUCAACUUUGCAGAGUUUUCAAAGAAAUGUUCUGAAAGAUGGAAGACCAUGUCAAGCAAAGAGAAGGCAAAGUUUGAAGACCUGGCCAAGAAUGACAGGGCCCGUUACGAUCGGGAGAUGAAGAACUAUGUUCCUCAAAAGGGGGACAAGAAGAAGAAGAAGGAUCCAAAUGCUCCCAAGAGACCACCGUCAGCAUUUUUCAUUUUCUGCUCUGACAAACGUCCAAAGAUAAAGAGUGAAUCCCCUGGAAUGUCCAUUGGUGAUGUUGCAAAGAAACUGGGAGAGAUGUGGUCCACAGUGCAACCCAAGGAUAAGCAGACAUAUGAGCAAAAGGCAUCCAAAUUAAAGGAGAAGUAUGAAAAGGAAGUUGCAGCAUAUCGUGCCAAUUGCAAGAACGAUGCUAGUAAGAAGCCUGCUGCCAAACCAGCUCAGGCUGCAAAGAAGAAGAAGGAGGAGGAAGAGGAGGAGGACGAUGAAGAGGAGGAAGAGGAAGAGGAGGAGGAAGAAGAGGAAGAAGAUGAUGAUGAGGAUGAUGAUUAAAUAGCAACAGAUGUAAAAAAAAAUCUUUGU
Molecule: messenger RNA, 806 nt
Organism: Mobula hypostoma (lesser devil ray)
Lineage: Eukaryota; Metazoa; Chordata; Chondrichthyes; Myliobatiformes; Myliobatidae
Gene: hmgb2a
Product: high mobility group box 2a
Exons: 5
Coding region: 132-776 (214 amino acids)
Biological process (GO): regulation of transcription by RNA polymerase II
Cellular component (GO): nucleus
Molecular function (GO): DNA binding, bending
Source: RefSeq, a predicted model, not a curated record